This is a messenger RNA of Closterium sp. Naga37s-1, 2691 nucleotides long. The record is from the annotation of a GenBank genome assembly. NCBI's taxonomy places the organism in Eukaryota, Viridiplantae, Streptophyta, Zygnematophyceae, Desmidiales, Closteriaceae.
AUGGAGAGCGGCUCGCUCCACGCCAUUAUAUCAUCUCCCACUCUCGUGAUGUCUCCGCCCAUUCCCACCAAUGCCUCGGCAGUCUCCCUCGCGGCGAAUCACCACCAUCGCUCCGCUUCCGGCGCUCCUAACGCGAAGCGCCAGCGCUGCUCGGAUGGAAGCGUCGCUGCGGAUGCGUCGCCGGAGAAGGCGGCGGAUUUGUCGCGACCGAAGUCGUGCUUUAUAAUGCUCGAGGAGGACGGGGACGAUGAGAUAACUGCUGCGGAUAUUGCGUGGUGCGACGACGGAAGCUACGUGGAAAUAGACACUGACGCGCUUUUCGCACUUGACGAAGAACCGUCGGCAAAGACUCGGAGCGCUCACGACAGCGAGCAGCUGUCGGAUGAGCUGUCGCAGGAGCACCGCGGAGCGUCGAAUGCGUCGCACGCGUCGCAUGAGCGGCAGGGGAAUGGCGGGAGCGGCAGCAGCUGCGAGAGCGGCGAGACGUUGAGCGAGAAGCAGAACAAGAGCGGCGAGGAGGGAUCCGCGAAAAGGACGAGCAAGGAAGGGCGCAGCAAACGCAAAGUCAAGGUCGACUGGACUCCUUCCCUGCAUCGCAAGUUCGUGCAGGCCGUCGAGGCGCUCGGCGUCGAGCGCGCGAUCCCGUCGCGCAUUCUCGAGCUCAUGGGCGACGCGGCUCUCACGCGCCACAACAUCGCCAGCCACCUCCAGAAGUACCGCUCGCACCGCCGCCACCUGCUCGCCAAGGAGGCGGAAGCCGCCACCCUGCACGAGCGCGCGCCCGCGCACGCGCCGCCCCCCGACCCCAGCUCCUGGACCCCGCUCCGCCGAGACGGCACCGCGUGGGUGCCCGCGAGCGUCGCGUCGAGCGUUCUCAGUCCGCGGAGUUCCUCCGCUUCCGCCGGCGCGUCCGCUUGCGCGGCAUCCGCCAUCGCCGCGGGUUCGUCCGCCAGCGGCGCGGCCAGCGGCGCGGGUUCUGCGGCGGCAGCCGCGACGUCGCCAGUCGGGAUUCCAGCUGCGCAGACGGCGGUGGGGAUUCCCCCUGCGCACGCGGGCGCAAUAGCGGCGGGGCACGCGGGUAUAAUGUCCCCGCGAGGCAACGUAGCUGUGGGGUUCCCGCCGACGUUCCCCCAGUCCUCCGCCACGCACGCGGGAAUGCCCGCGCACCUCGGUGGCGCGGGGGUUGGCGGAACGGCCCCCGGAAUCCUCCCUGGCGGAGGGCGCGUUGUCAUUGGGCGACCCGUCACUGGCGCAUGCGGCCCGCGCUCCCUCCUCCGCGUGAUGCCUUCCGCCAAUGGCGCGCCCGCCUCCGCUGCCACCGCGGGAACCCCGGGGAUGAGCGGAACGAUGCUGGGCAUGCCGCUGCACCUCUGGGGACGAUCACCCGCGCGCGCGGAGCAAGCCAACGCGAGCGCGCGCGGAUGGGGGAGCCUUCAAACCGGAGUACCCGCGCACGGCUCCGCGGGUGGCGCUGGGGGAAGCGGAACCGUCAUGAUGGGGGGAGCCACGUCGAGCGGCGCAUGGUACGGGAAUGGCGGCAUGGGCGGCGGCGCUCCCGCGGGUUACCACCACCACCAAGGAUACAUGCACCCACAGGCACAGCAGGCGCAGCAGGGGUAUCCCAUGGGCAUGCAUGUGGACGCAUGGGGUCGACCCAUGGCUACCAUGCCCCAGCACCAGCAGCAGUACCCGCAGCAGCUGCAGGCAUCUCCGUACAUGUCCUCGUCCUCCUCUUAUGGCAUGCCGUAUCACAUGAGCUACCCCAUGCCUACACCUGAUGCCACGGCUGCUGCUGCUGCUGCCUCUGCUUCUGCUGCUGCUGGUCCGUAUUCCAGCGCCAUGCUGGUUUACCCCGGAGCAGCAGCAGCAGGAGCAGUAGUGGGUCAGCACCAGCAGCACCAGCAGCAGCACAAUCAGCAGCAUCACGCUGCCGCGCCGUUCGCGUGCUCGUCGCCGUGCUCCUCGCUGGGGUCGCUGCCUGGGUUCCCUGCAGCCAGCAGCAGCACCGCCACCACCUCGCACUCCGCACGCACCUGCUCCGAUGCCAGCCCUGCUGCUCCUGCCGCUGCUGCUGCUGCUGCUGCUCCGGCACCUGCAGCGGAAGCGCCAGCAGUGGCAGCAUCAGCGGCGGCGGCCGCGGGCGCGGCGGAAGGUCUGGCAGAAGCGGCAGCGGGUGAUUCGGCUGCUGCUGCUGCUACCGCUGCUGGUGGGGAUGACAGCAGUGCUGGUGACAACAAGCCUGAUGCUGAUGCUUGCGCUGGUGCUGCCAGUGAUGCGGCAACGAAAGGGGAAGCUUGUGCUGCUGGGAUGCAGCAGCAGCAGGCGAAGGAGGAGGAGCAAGAGCAGCAGGAGCAAGUCCAGCAGGUGAAGCAGGAGCAGGGAGUUGUAGAAGAGGAAGAGGAGGAUCCCGAGGCGUUAUUCGCCGACUCUCUAUUCCACGACCACGACGACCUCUCACUGCUGCUGCACAUGCCGUCCUCGCCCGUGCACGACCCUAACAGCACCACCGACGCUCUAGACCUGCUCAACCACUUCCCGUCCUCCACCUUAUGUGGACUGAAGGGUACAUGCAUGGGGGGAAGCGGCACGGAGAGUGAUGAUGAUGAGGUUGCAGAGUGCAAGUCACUCAACCCUGUCUGCCUCAAGCCCAUUGCGCCACCGCCGCCCACACGACCCACUCCUGUGCUGUAA